Messenger RNA from Benincasa hispida (wax gourd), 1393 nucleotides. It is a transcript of the gene PUX4, whose product is annotated as plant UBX domain containing protein 4. NCBI's taxonomy places the organism in Eukaryota, Viridiplantae, Streptophyta, Magnoliopsida, Cucurbitales, Cucurbitaceae. The record is from RefSeq and is a predicted model, not a curated record. Gene Ontology annotation, molecular function: ubiquitin binding. Gene Ontology annotation, biological process: proteasome-mediated ubiquitin-dependent protein catabolic process; Golgi organization; autophagosome assembly. Gene Ontology annotation, cellular component: cytosol; nucleus.
AGUUUUGGCAAAAUAAAAGGCAAAAACUUUGUAUCAGAGUCGUUUGUGUACAAUCAGCAGUUUAUGAGAUUACUUCAAAACAAUCCGCCAAACUACGCGACCUUCCUCAAGAUUCUUUCCUCUUCCCUUCACCUGACUUCGAUCAGCAUCUUCAAUGGCGUCACGAGACGAUAAGCCCUCGAAGCCCUCGAAGCCCUCCAGCAGUCGGACCGGCGGUAUUCGAACCCUUUCCGAUCUCAACCGACGUUCACCUGAUUCUGUCGGCGACCCCGAUGGUCCUCAAGAGUAUUACACGGGUGGUGAGAAGAGUGGGAUGCUUGUCCAAGAUCCUACAAAGGGUAAUGAUGUGGAUUCACUUUUCAAUCAAGCGAGGCAAAUGGGAGCUGUGGAAGGCCCUAUUGAUCAUGCCCGUUCAUCAAACUCCAGCAGCUUUACCGGAACUGGUAGGUUACUCAGUGGAGAAACUCUACGUUCUGCACCCAGUCAGCCUGAGAGCAUUGUUCACAAUAUUGUAUUCUGGAGCAAUGGCUUUACUGUAAACGAUGGCCCUUUGAGGAGGUUGGAUGAUCCUGAAAAUGCAUCUUUUUUAGAGAGCAUCAGAAAGUCCGAGUGCCCCAGAGAGCUUGAACCUGCAGACAGGAGGUCCUCCGUUCAUGUGAAUUUAAUCAGGAGGAUGGAGGAGUAUCGUGAGCCAGAGAAACCACGUCUUCCAUUUCAAGGUGUAGGAAGAACUCUUGGUGGUAGUGCCCCAACUCAAGCAGCAAACGAGACUGCUACUCCUCCCAAUGUCAAUAGCAGUCCAAGCCCUUCUGCAGGCCUCGUUGUGGAUGAAUCAUUGCCAUCAACCUCGAUUCAGCUUAGGUUGGCAGAUGGAACACGCAUGGUAGCUCAUUUCAAUUACCAUCACACGAUCAACGAUGUUCGUGCUUUCAUCGACGCAUCUAGGCCAGGGGGUGCCAGGAACUAUCAGUUGCAGUUGAUGGGUUUCCCUCCCAAGCUUCUUAGCGACGUGGCUCAGACAAUCGAGCAGGCUGGUCUUGCCAAUUCUGUCGUCAUCCAGAAGUUUUAGAAACUUAGAUAAGUUUUCUUUAACACCAUUACUAAAGGGGAAAAAGAGGUUUUCUGUUCAUUGAAAUGGUUUCUCAGAUUGGGAAAAAUUUGUGAUGCAUAUUCGAAGUAGUCCAGGUCUUUUGAAUAUCAUCAAUCUUUCAGUCCUUAGAGAGAGGAUGGUGGGGUGUCUAUUUUGUUUAUGUUGUGUCAAAAGACAUUUGCUUCUGUAAGUUACUGCAAAAUAUCUCUUUUUACAACUAUAUAUUUUCAGCUGGCAUUUAUAUUGUUGUUCCUCAAAACUGGUCUUUUAUAUAUUUUGAUUAGUUGAUGGGUUUGAGAUCCA